UCACUCCCUCAGUUCCAUCCGAAGAGUUCAUUGCUUAGGUGACAUCUGCCAAGAGCUUCAUGCAGUGGUCUAGACGGUAGAAGAGUCAAAUAUGAUUCUCCUCACUGUGCUUUUCCUCUGCAUCAUUUCCACUUAUUCAGCUUCCGUUAAAGGUCACACCACCGGCCUGUCCCUCAAUAAUGACCGGCUCUACAAGCUCAAGUAUUCCACCGAGGUGUACGUCGACCAGGUCAAAGGCCAACUCCACGAGAGCGUGGGCUACCGCAUCUCUUCCGACGUGGACGUGAACCUGCUCUGGAGGAACCCGGACGGCGACGAUAACCAGCUGAUCAAAAUCACCAUGAAGAAUGUGAACGUGGAACACGCCAACGAACACAAGGGAGGACAGAACAUCUUCAAAGGGAAAAACUCCCAGAAAAUCUUCGGCAGAGACAACCUGGCCUCUCUGGAGAAACCAGUGCUUCUCCAUCUGAUGCAUGGGAAGGUGAUGGACUACUAUUCCUACCCCAAUGAGCCGGUGGCUAUGGAGAACCUCAAGAGAGGUGUGGCCAGUCUCUUUCAAAUGCAGCUGACUUCCGGCAGUGCAAAUGAGGUGGACAUCUCUGGGAAUUGCGAAGUGGUCUACCAAGCCCAGCAAAAUAAAGUCACCAAAAUCAAGGCUCUGAACACCUGCAAAAUCCCCAGGUCUGGAUUUACUACCCAUAAUCAGGUUCUAGGUAUCAGCUCCAAGUCCACGUCGACUACUACCUACUUGAUCGAAGACAGCUUCGUUACUGCCGUGAUGGCAGAGGAAAUCUACGCUUUUGGCUUGAAUUACCUAAGGACUCUCACCGGGAAGAUCGUGUCCAAGCAGAGGCUGGAGCUGAAAAGCACGGAGGUUGGGCCCGGGCUCAUCCCCGGAAAGCAGGUGGCAGCUGUGGUGAAGAAGGUCGAUGCCCAGUACAGCAGCAGCCCUCUCGUGGGGCAGCUCGCCCACACCGACUGCAAGAACUGCCCUUCGCUGCCUGAGUUCUGGAAGACGGUCCGAAAGCAGAUGCAGCCCGAGAAUCUCUCCAAGGCGGAGGCAGCCAGGGCUUUCUUGACCUUCAUCUUGCGCCUCAGGGAUGCUAAGAAAGAUGAGAUUCUUCAGAUUCUGAAGAGUGAAAAUAAAGACGUCCUGCCGCAGCUGGUGGACGCCGUGACCUCCGCUCAGACGCCGGACUCUCUGGAGGCCAUCCUGGACUUUUUGGACUUCCAAAGCGACAGUAACGUUCUUCUCCAGGAGAGGUUCCUCUACGCCUGCGGCUUUGCUACUCACCCCAACGAAGACCUCCUCAAAACCUUAAUCGCCAAGUUCCAGAGUCCGAUCAAAAGCAACGACAUCAGAGAGACGGUGGUGAUCAUCAUGGGUGCCCUCGUCCGGAAACUGUGCCAGAAAGAAGGCUGCAAACUUCCCGCGGUGGUGGAGGCCAAGAAGCUGAUCCUGGCAGGCUUGGAGAAGCCGGAAUCCAAGAAGGAUGUGAAGAUGUACCUCCUGGCCCUGAAGAACGCCUUGCUGCCUGAGGGAAUCCCGCUGCUGCUGAAAUACGCCGAGUCUGGGGAGGGACCCGACAGCAACCUGGCUAUCACCACGCUGCAGAGAUACGACGUCUCUUUCAUCACCAACGAGGUGAAGAAGACGAUGAAUCGGAUUUACCACCAGAACCGAAAGGUCCACGAGAAGACCGUGCGGACCUCGGCGGCUUCCGUCAUCCUGCACAAUAAGCCCUCCUACAUGGACGUCAAAAACCUCCUCCUUUCUAUCGGAGAGCUCCCCAAGGAGAUGAACAAGUACAUGCUCUCCACCAUCCGAGACAUUCUGCAUUUCGAAAUGCCUGCCAGCAAAAUGGUCCGCCGAGUCCUUAAGGACAUGAUGACCCAUAACUACGGCCGUUUCUCCGGGAGCGGCUCGUCGUCCGCCUUCACCGGCUACGUGGCACGCGACCCCCACGCCGCAUCAAUUUACAGCCUGGACAUCCUCUAUUCCGGCUCCGGAAUUCUCAGGAGAAGCAACCUCAACCUCUUCCAGUUCAUCGGGAAGUCCCGUCUGCAUGCCAGCCAGGUGGUGAUCGAGGCGCAGGGCCUGGAAGGGCUCAUCGCAGCCACUCCCGACGAAGGGGAGGAAAACCUGGACUCCUUUGCUGGCAUGUCGGCCAUCUUGUUUGAUGUCCAGCUCCACCCCGUGACUUUCUUCAGCGGGUACAGCGACCUGAUGUCCAAAAUGCUGUCUGCAUCUGGAGAUCCCAUCAGCGUUGUGAAAGGGCUCAUUCUGCUGACAGACUACUCACAGGUGUUGCAGCUGCAGUCGGGCCUGAAGUCCAAUGUGGAGUUCCAGGGAGGACUGGCCAUCGACAUUUCUGGAACCAUGGAGUUCAGCCUGUGGUACCGGGAAUCCAAGACACGCGUGAAAAGUCGGGUGGCCAUGGUGGUGGCCGGGGACAUCACGGUGGAUUCCUCCUUCGUUAAGGCCGGCCUGGAGACCAGCGUGGAGAGCGAGACCGGCCUGGAGUUCAUCUCCACUGUCCAGUUCUCCCAGUACCCGUUCCUGGUGUGCAUGCAGAUGGACAAGGACCAGGCCCCGAUCCGGCGGCAAGUGACUAGUUACGAGCGAUUAGCCACGGGAAGAGGCUUCGUGAGCCGGAAGAGAAAGGAGAAGCUGUGGGCCGGCUCGGAAUUCCCGCUCCACCAGGAGAACUCGGACAUGUGCAAGGCGGUGUUCGGUACCCAGCCCGAGAGCACCUCCAGCAGCUGGUUCUGAGCCCGGCCCAGGAGGACGGCCACCACCGGGAGGAAGACGAGGACGAGGAGAAGAAGAAGCCCCCUGGUCUGGGGCUCUUGGAGAGCAGAGUGUUUACAUAUUAACGGGUAUUUAAGAUUUUUUUUUUUGUAAAAAGCCAUAGAGAAAAUGGCAACAUUUGGUGGCAUCCCCCCCAUAGCAGCCAGGGGUUUCCCCCCACACCCCAUUUCUUCUUUUUCUAAGGGCGCAAACUCCAGGAUCCAGGAUGGGUGACCCCGCAAUAAGGAUCGAUGCCUGGAAAUACUCUCGGGGGGUUGGGCUAUCCGGGUGAAACCCGCCACCCAUUUUCAGGAAAAUUCAAGGCGAUAGAAACCUCGGCGCUGAAUUAGCGAGCCCCCGAGGAUCCAGAAAUCGGGUCUGAUUUCCACCUGGUGUCGUCUUUCCCACCAGCUACUACAGUACCUGCCACGCAGUAAGCGCUUAAUAAACACAGUUCCUUCCACUUCGGGGUUACCCUCUCCAUCGCUCCAAUUUGCCUAAGCGGGUCGGUGGUUUUUACAAGACUUUUUUUUCCACUGGCCUAAUUAAUAUUUAUCUCUUUCUUUCGGGGUGGAAUCGACGAGGCCAAUUUAGAACUUGAAACCUUAUCGCUAGCUCGUUAUUUCUAGAAGGAGCUUCUCUACUCCUCUUUCCCGCUCCUCUGUAGGACAGUGGCUUGAAGUGCAGGUGUUAAACAAUCAGUUUUGAGAGUCGCCCGUCUGAUUUGACUUGUGCCGGGUUCGGGUUUGGAGGGAACCUAGCCUUCUUGUUGGGUAAUUAUUUCGCGCUGACUUAUGUGGUGGUCACAAAAGUGUCGUUUUGCUCUUACAAGUCUGUGAAACAGCCAAAAGGAUGUAGAUUAAUUCAUAUAUACGGGUUACCGGGAUGAACACCAAACCCCGCCCUCCCCCUGCCGCCCUCCCCGCAAUAGAAACAGGACGUAACGUUUUUGAAAAUGAAAUUAAGCCAAGCACAUCUUCCUAUGCAAAAAUAAAAACCAGCUGUCAUCUUUCAA
Ornithorhynchus anatinus (platypus) is the source of this 3809-nucleotide messenger RNA. RefSeq names its product microsomal triglyceride transfer protein (gene MTTP). Gene Ontology annotation, molecular function: lipid binding. The coding region runs from base 92 to 2776 and encodes 894 amino acids. Gene Ontology annotation, cellular component: basolateral plasma membrane; endoplasmic reticulum; Golgi apparatus. The record is from RefSeq and is a predicted model, not a curated record. NCBI's taxonomy places the organism in Eukaryota, Metazoa, Chordata, Mammalia, Monotremata, Ornithorhynchidae. The transcript is spliced from 18 exons. Gene Ontology annotation, biological process: lipoprotein metabolic process; cholesterol homeostasis; lipid transport.